UGUUUGCUCACUUUUGCAGUAUUAAUUUGCCUGUUCUCAGUUUGCUUGUGCAAAGAACUGGACUGAUAAGGUGAAAAUAAAGGAAUAAGAGCAUCAUUUUGAGCAGAAGCUAUGAAUUUGUUACUUUGUUUACUUUUCCAAGGUGUUCUCCUAUAUGAGACUUUGGGAUGGCAAGUGAGAAUGCCAAAGGAAAUUCAUGGUCUCAAAGGGUCCUGUCUAGUCAUACCAUGUUCUUUCUACUACUUAUCCAACCCACCCACUAAUCCAGAAAGAGUUGUGUGGUAUCAGUGGGUCUCUAAAGGCUACCCUUUAGUUUAUGAUCCCUGGUAUCCUUCCUACAUCAUUGACAAGUUCAGAGAAAAAACUUCUUUAUAUGGUGACCCGACAAAUUGGAGUUGCAGUCUUCUCAUUGAAAGACUUGAUCAGUCCCACCAUAGAGAGAAAUUAUACGCGUGGAUUGACCCAGAAAAUGUUGGAAGAGGCACCUACAGGUUUUUUGACGUCACCUCCACGAUUCAUGUGGACACAGAUCCAAAGCCGCCCACCAUUAAACUUUAUGGAGGCGAAAGGACCGGGGACGACAUGACAGCGGCAUGUAUCACCUAUCACAGCUGUCCAUACAGCAAACCAAACAUCACUCUGAAGGGUAUAGAAGGAUCUGAUCAAAUAACUAAUGACCAAUUAGAUGUACUAAUUGAAGAUGGUCUUUGGAAAAUCACUCUGACACGCACAGGAGUUGUGAAAGCUGAGAGCUCAGACAUUGAGUGUACUGUAACACAUUAUGGAGGCAUAACAACAAGAGCUACAAAGAACAAACAAUCAGCAUGUAUCUAUAACUAUAUAAUCAUUGAGCCUAACCGUGCAGAUGUCGUAGAGGGUGUUCCAAAGGACUUCACGUGUACCAUCAACCAUUCCUGUCUAAAGGAUCCUCCAAGCAUCUCAUGGAACUAUAAGAACAUGCAGGUCUCAAACGGGAAUAAAAAACUUACAGAGUUCAAUUCAGCCACCUCUUCCACCGUAACCUUUUUGGCCGAAAAGAAAGACCGCGGGAAGAAAUUGAUAUGCACAGCGGAAUUUUCUGGAAAGAACGUCCAAGCGUCUGUUGAUUUACAUGUACAAUACUAUGAAACCAGACUUGUGGAUCCAGAAAUCAAGGACACUGAUCGCGUGUAUGAAGCCAACGUGGUUCCCAGGCUCACUGCGUUACCUCGUUCCUGUGUGGUGAUACCCUGCAGUUUUAAGAUGCCUGAGGAACUUGCUGUGCGUGUUUGGGGUCGUUGGAUCGUUCGUUCGACGAAACGUUACAUGUUCCACACCGGACAGAGAGACGUCUUGGACAACUUCAAAGGCCGCACAAAACUCCUUGGAAACCCAGUUGAUCAGGACUGUACGGUCGAGAUUGAUAACGUGCAGAACCAUGACAACGGACCGUUCUGUUUCCGAGCACAAACGGAACAGAAGGAAUACCUUUUUAACCACAGCUGUGUGUUCAUUGCAAUGCAAGCCCUUCCAGAUAAACCUGUGAUGUCACUUAUCCCUGACGACAUUGAGCCCGGGACACACGUCACCAUCUAAUGCUCCGUCAAACACACGUGCCCCUCUCACUCCCCCAGCAUCACCUGGAGCGUCCCAACUGCCCGAGAAACGGUUAAACAUCAGAGCAUGGGUGAAGGAGUUUGGGAAACAGUCUCGACCGUGACCUUCAUCCCAACCGGAUACGAAGAGGAAGAUCAAGUCAACUGCAGUGCAGAGUUUGGGGGGGUAGAACGGUGGUUAAUAGUUCUAAACUGAAUAUUCAAAGAAUUCAAGGUGUUGGAGGGAAGGUUCUUGGGCCGUCUGUCAUAGUACCCAUCAUUGUUUUUCUCCUGCUUUGCGCUGGAGUCAUCAUAUACAAGAGACGACGCAGAAUGUCUGAAGGAAGAGCUGUUUGGACUAACAGUAGUCAUGAAAAUUACAUCAGGCAAGUACAGUAUGAAAUGAUAACAAAAAUAUAUUUUUGUGCAUGUUUGGUUGAAUUGAUUGUGCUUAUUUUUGUGGCAAGGUUUAACAACGGAACAUUGGAUAAAAGCAACAUAAGAUCUGUUCGGAUACCAUGGUGAGCAACCUUCAAGUAUCACAAGGAGAAAUACCACAAUCUGAAUGGCUUUAUUAGCGGCAUAACAAAAAGACUGGAUCAAUACUUGUGUUUGUUGUGUUACUGAGUUUUAAUCUAUCUGAUAUAGAUACAUGAUGUUAGACAUGACAAAUAUGUGAGUCUAGAGCUUUGUAUGGCUUCAUUAAUUGCAAAAGAAAUAACAAAUUUGUAACAAUACUUUGACAUAUAUACAAACAAAGUUUUCCUGCUACUGAAAUUACAGAUGAAAUCCACGUUUCAGUUUUUUUAAUACAGUUUCAAAUAUGUUUGUCAGUUUCUAUCUUUACAAAAUUACACGUAUGCAAUAUAACAUUGACAUGAAUUACAUUGUGAUCCAUCCCACAAUGCAGUGCAGCUGAGCUAUAGGAGCACAGCUUUUUGGAGACCUAAGCAGGAUUGUUUUUUUACAUCUAUAGUUAACACAUCUUUUAACAUUCAAACAUCAGUUUAUGCCGAGCAUGUUUGUCACAGUGGCAAAUGCUAAUGUUUAUUAAAUUACAUAGCAUGAUGCUUUACAAUCUAACACAGAAGUAACAAUUUAUUGGUGAAAUAAAAUGUUGCCUAAGAAACACUUGUAGCGUGUUUUUAUGCACAAAACAUGAAGUUUAUCACAAAAAAUUUAAUGGCACAUUAAUGACACAUUUUCAGUAUAAUUCACAACAUUUAAAUAUCAUGUUAUUGUAACGACCUUGCAUUGUUCAAAUGUAAACGACAAAGAUGUAAAGUCGAGUACUUCUUUGAGGAGUGAACAAGCCAUUUGAUGACAGUAGGCUACUAUCUUUCAGAUACAGUAUUUAGAUACGUCUGUUUUCACAGCUGAAUAUACAGUCCUGUCUUCAUCAGAACUAGAGCCUUCAGAUACUUUAAACAGUCAUAUAUGUGAA
This is a messenger RNA of Triplophysa rosa, 3018 nucleotides long. RefSeq names its product myelin-associated glycoprotein-like. The record is from RefSeq and is a predicted model, not a curated record. NCBI's taxonomy places the organism in Eukaryota, Metazoa, Chordata, Actinopteri, Cypriniformes, Nemacheilidae. The transcript is spliced from 12 exons. The coding region runs from base 112 to 1575 and encodes 487 amino acids.